Messenger RNA from Aricia agestis (brown argus), 2766 nucleotides. It is a transcript of the gene mal, whose product is annotated as molybdenum cofactor sulfurase. NCBI's taxonomy places the organism in Eukaryota, Metazoa, Arthropoda, Insecta, Lepidoptera, Lycaenidae. The coding region runs from base 259 to 2688 and encodes 809 amino acids. The record is from RefSeq and is a predicted model, not a curated record. Gene Ontology annotation, molecular function: pyridoxal phosphate binding; molybdenum ion binding; molybdenum cofactor sulfurtransferase activity. Gene Ontology annotation, biological process: Mo-molybdopterin cofactor biosynthetic process. The transcript has 6 exons.
UUAUCUUCAUCGAAUAUGAAUAUAAUGUUUGCAAUUUCAUAUCAAAUGUAUUUAGGUUUACACCCUACAGAAACAUUUCAUUUGAUGUUAUUUAGUUCCAGUUUGGUAAUUAGCAAUAGCGAUAUUAUGUUAUCACACAGCAUACCGAGGCCGAUAGUCCAUUACUCGGUACGUUGAACGCUACACUUACUGAAGUUACUGGUUAACAAAAAGGCCGUAUGACGUCGAAGAAACACUAAAAUAUAGCUUCCAUACAAAAUGUCGAUUCUUAGUCAAAUAAUUGAUGAUGCUAAUAUGAAGAAUAUUACAAAGGAGUUUAGCAGACUUGGAGAUAAAUGUUACUUAGACAAUGCAGGUGCAGCAUUAUAUCCUGAAAGUCUUCUUAGAAAAAUAAAUGAAGAUCUCCUGAAUAGUGUCUAUAUGAAUCCACAUUCUGACAAAUAUACCAAAGACUGUGUGGAUCAAAUAAGAUACUUAAUAUUGAACCACUUUAAUACUGACUCAAGCAAUUAUAGUGUCAUAUUCACAUCGGGGGCAACUCAGUCCAUGAAACUUGUACUGGAGGCAUUCCAGUUCCAUAAUGAAACUAAUAACAAAGGUUGUGGUUCCUUUGUUUACCUUAGAGAUAAUCACACAUCUGCCAUUGGGCUGAGAGAAAUAGCCAAAAUGAGAGAUGUAGAUGUCCUGCAUGUUUCAAAAGAUGAGUUUUUGGAUUCUUUGAUAACAAGUGAACAAAUGGAAAAUAAUUGGGAGGAACAACAAAAUCAUUCCGGCAAUACAUUGUUUGUGUAUCCCGCUCAAAGCAACUUCAACGGCUUCAAGUAUCCUAUAAACUGCAUUGAUAAAAUAAAAAAUGGCUGCCUAAAUACACAAAUGAAAAAACAUUUAUGUGAUGUUGACUGUAACUGGUAUAUCAUGCUGGAUGUGGCCUCCUAUGUUGGGACCAGCAAAUUGGACUUAUCUGUGACUAGACCAGAUUUUAUUUGCAUGUCAUUUUACAAAAUCUUUGGCUACCCUACUGGUCUUGGGGCCCUUCUAGUAAAGAACAGCAGUGCAAAUUUACUGAGCCAAAAAAAGUAUUUUGGUGGAGGUACCGUAGAUAUUGUUCUUAGCACAGAAGAUUUUCAUAUCAAAAGGCAGACACUACAUGAAAGAUUUGAAGAUGGCACAAUACCAUUCUUGUCAGUGAUAUUAUUAAAGCACUGUUUUGAUACUAUUUAUAAUUUAAUACCUAAAUCAAAUAACAUUAUGGAUGUUAUAUCAUAUCAUACAUUUUAUUUAGCAAAAGAUUUAUAUGAGCAAUUGUUACAUCUGAAACAUGUUAAUGGCUCUAAAGCAAUAAUGUUUUACAUGGAUUCAGACUUCACUGAUAUUCACAAACAGGGAGGCAUUGUUACUUUUAACAUAAUGAGAGAAGAUGGUUCCUACAUUGGAUAUGCUGAGUUUCAACACAUGGCAGAGCUGUUUAAUAUCCACAUAAGAACAGGUUGUUUUUGUAAUGCUGGCACUUGUCAAAGGCAUUUGAAACUAAGCAACAAAGAACUUAAGGAGUUGUACAAGUCGGGCCACAAGUGUGGUGAUGAGAUAGAUUUAGUUAAGGGUCAGCCUACAGGAGCAAUUCGAGUUUCCUUUGGUUACUAUAACACCUUUGAAGAUGUGGACAAAGUGGUUGCUAUGAUUACUAAUUGCUUUGUCAAAACAAAGCCCGUUACACCUAAGCGACAAUUGAUUAGCAUUGAAGGAAACUUAAAAUUACCUACAGGGAAGCUGUUAAAAACUUCAAAUAUUAAUAUUAUGAUUGACAAAACAGUAGAUUCAGUACCAAGAUAUGAUGAACAGGAAUUUGAAAUAACACUAAUGGAAAUUGCUAUUUUUCCCAUUAAAUCAUGUGGUGCUUUUAAACCUCAGUCCUGGAAAGUUGGCCAUAAAGGCUUCGAAUAUGAUAGAGAGUGGAUGAUCAUCAGAGAAAAUGGUGUUUGCUUGACACAAAAACAAAACACUUAUAUGUGUAUGAUUCUUCCAGACAUAAACUUGGAAGAAAAAUGUAUGGUCUUGAAUUUUAAAGGUAUGACUUCCAUUAAAAUUCCACUUGAUCCUUUGGCUUCAAAAUACACAGAGUUGUCACUAUGUCAGAGCAAAGUUUGCACAGAUAUUGUGAAAGGUUAUGAUUGCGGAGAUGAUGUCGCCAACUGGAUAUCUGAGGCUCUGGGUAUAUCGUUUUUGAGAUUAAUAAAACAAUCAGACGACCACGAAAGGGUGCGCAAGAAAAAUCUAGAUGAAAAGCAGACUUUACUAUCUCUAAGCAAUCAAGCUCAGUUUCUACUUAUAAAUAGAGCUACUGUUAAAUGGCUACAAGAUAGAAUUUCAGACCCGUCAUUUGUUGACGAUCUUCCAUCUGUAACUGAUAGAUUUCGUGGUAACUUAGUAAUAGACAUGAAGAAGGAGCUGGUUGAGAGUGAAUGGAAACUUGUUAUAAUUGAUGGUCAUGAAUUUAAGGUGGAAAAUCAAUGCUCUAGGUGUCAGAUGGUGUGUAUUGACCAAAAAACAGGGGAAAAAACUGUGGAGCCUCUAAGAACUAUAUCCAAAGAAUUUGGAGCACUAAAAUUUGGAAUAUAUUUAAGUUUCAUUGGGCACAAAUCUAAAAAUUGUGUUUUAAGAACUAAGUCCCAAGUAGUAGUAAAGAUGUAACUUUUUACUUUUUUAUAGCACCAGGUUUAUAUUGUAGGCACAUAUUAUUAAUAGAGAUUAUAAAACUAAAUAACUAAG